AUGACAAAGACACAAAAGCAAGGUAUGGUGGAUCAGCGUGAGGGGUUGAUGCAUGGUCUAGAUAUGAGUAAGCCGAUGAGGAGCAAAAUUCUCCCGAACCAUCAAGAUCAUGAUCAGAAAAGCCAAGUUUCAGCCCAUCUAGCGCACGUGGUUUCUAAACUCUGCGCUAUUCCGAAAACGGGGACCCACAUCGGCCGACAUAGAGAACAUCAGUCUCCUCCCACGGACAUUUCCUGGGAUGGAGCAUCUGCAGCAACAGAAUCAUACCAUUGUUCUUCAAAGUAUCUAUUGCGCGGGCUCUUCCUGCCAUCUCGUCUUCGCCUUGUCCUCACUGUCAUCACAAAGUGUUGGCAUGGUUUUCAAUCGACCUCCAUCAAUCAUGAAACAGCCAUCUCCUCUCAUAAACUGAACGAAGCCGGCCGCCGUAGUAUCAGACUGUUCACCGAAUAUGGAUCUCUACGUUGGUAUCAACCCAAGAAUCGGAGUCUAAUAGGAAUAUCCCCACUUUUCGGUUUCUGCCCACCCAUGUGCAUGCCUAUUGAAAGGGUAACAAGUGAAGAAUUAGCCAACUCUGAAUUCUGCAAGUGCGCACAGGGCAAUCUGACUACAUACUACAUAUCCACCCCGAAAGCGGGCGUUGCGCCAAAUCAAUGCCCCAAGAGUGACCUUGUGCUCUGCUACCCUCACCUCCGGAAAACAUUAUCGUCUUCGAUGCCCCAUUUAAUUAUUUUCCAAGUAUUCUCUGCUCACCGGCCUUGCCCCAUCCAUUUACCUCAAAUAUCUUUCGCAUUGAUCUCCUCUAACGACACUUUGGGGCAUUUGUCUGGUGUGACUUUACCCUUGAAACCAUACCGGUUGCACAUUAUGGGUACCCUUUCAAGGGGAUGA
Molecule: messenger RNA, 888 nt
Organism: Lindgomyces ingoldianus
Lineage: Eukaryota; Fungi; Ascomycota; Dothideomycetes; Pleosporales; Lindgomycetaceae
Exons: 9
Coding region: 1-888 (295 amino acids)
Source: RefSeq, a predicted model, not a curated record